Messenger RNA from Bactrocera dorsalis (oriental fruit fly), 1938 nucleotides. RefSeq lists its product as uncharacterized. The coding region runs from base 312 to 1646 and encodes 444 amino acids. Lineage: Eukaryota; Metazoa; Arthropoda; Insecta; Diptera; Tephritidae. Gene Ontology annotation, biological process: positive regulation of neuron differentiation; negative regulation of Notch signaling pathway. The transcript has 2 exons. Gene Ontology annotation, cellular component: nucleus. Gene Ontology annotation, molecular function: transcription corepressor activity; DNA binding. The record is from RefSeq and is a predicted model, not a curated record.
GGUUGGUGGGAGCGCGAAAAUAAAUCAGCGAAUGAGUGAUCAACGUUCUACCUGUGCCAGCCACUUGUUGCCAGCUUUUUGCUUUAAAAGCCGCAGCAGCAGUGCUCUAGAUCGACAGUUUCGUUUCUUGAAACGAUGAGAACACAUUAUCGUCAAUCAUAAAACGCUAGUGUACAAACCAAAAGUGAUUUUAAAAAAGACAAUCUUAAAACGUGAGUUUAGAAACCAAAAGUGAUUUAAAAAAGACAAUCUUAAAACUUUUAGCAACGGAGAUCAAAUUGAAAAAUACGAAUAUCAAAAAAAAAUUAGAAAUGGAGAACAUAUGUAAGAAACCCCCGUUUUUAAACAGUGUUCCACAGCCCAUGCAGAUUAGCGCAAUGAGGGAACACGUAAUACAGUUCCCACAAGUAUUGGAGAACGUUCUCAACCAAACCGCUCACAAGAAAGCGGAAAAUAAAGAAAUUUUCAAUGAAGUUUCACAUAUGGUAAAUGAUUUUGAACGAAAAUUGCUUAGAAUAACUACAGAAGGUGAAGAACUUGUAGUAGUGCAGCAGUUACGCAUGAAUCUAGAAAGAAUAAUUAAAGAAAAUAUGAAGCUGAAAACGCAGCAGCCAGCAUUUGUUGAGCCACUUGACUUGACAAAAUCCUCGAAUGAAAGAAAAAGUUUCCAAUUACUGGGACGGGAUACCCCAAACUUGUCACCAAUAAGAACUGAAAUGCCAGCUAGUGCUAGUGCAACAACGCUAACACCGGGACUUAGUCAAACACUUAAUAGACUAGUUGAAAUACCGUUGCAACCGCAACUACAGCAAGGAGGUUCAACACAAAGUACAACAACAACUGUACAGAAAUGCGCAGUAAAACGCACACUGCCAGCACAAAGCAGUCCACAUUCACACAAUGAAAGCAAUGAUACUGUCGAAGAUCAGCAACUAAAGAAAGUAAAGGUGAAGGAAAUCGUACCAGUUGAUAUGAAUGUGAUUAAAGAGCGCCUCAACGAACGCACCAUUGUUGUCGAUGGUACCGAAUUUGUAGUAAUCGGAGCAAAUAACAACAGAGUCCCGAGCAAAUUUUUACUGGAACUUAAUUGGAACAACACAGGCGCGGCAAUAACACGAAAACUGUUAAGUCGUAUAUUCGAUCAUAAGACACUCGCUACGCAUACGCUGACCGGCAAACCAUCGCCGGCGUUUUUGAAAAUGAACAAACCUGAGAAAGGGCAAUUGGAUCAGCUGAUCGUACAAGAUAUAAUCGAGUUUAUGACAAUUAUGACAGAUAUGUCGGCUAAGGAUGUGAAAACAUCUAUUACCACCAAAUGUGCCGACGAGUGCAAGAAGCUGCGUCGCAGUCUUUCAAAAAUAGCCCUUGCUCCACCAGAAGGCAAUGUUACAAUCAAACAAGAAUCUAUGUUUGCAGUUUCAGCUGCAAGAAAUGUCAUAAGCGUGCCGGAAGUUACGUCAACAGAUUCGUAUGAAAGAAAUGUUGUAAUACAACCGGAAGUUGUGUCUUCAGAUUUAACCGAAAGGGAUGUCAUAAACGAUUCGCAAGUUACGUCAUCAGAUUUAACCGAAAAAAAUGUUAUAACGCAAAUAGAAGCUGUGUCUUUAGAACCAUCCGAGAAAAAUGUCAUAACAACACGCUCAUAAAUGCAGAAAAAAAAGAAAAUCCAACGAUGUAAUUGUUAUUUGUUUUUUAAUUUAAGUUAGCAAGUUAAGUACAGUGAGUUAACCAGUUUUAGAAAAAAAACACAAAAAAAUGUAGGUGUUAAGCUGUUUUUAUUUAAACUAUUUAUUAUAUUGAAUUCAUAAUAAUUGAAGAAAAAAGAAAAAUCACAAAAAAAAUUAAAAUUAACUCAGAAAAUUAAAACAAAAAAAAAUUAUUUGUAAGAAUUGUAAAUAAAAAUUUCAAAGAAACCAAAAAUAAGUGUCUUCUUUUAUU